Molecule: messenger RNA, 5144 nt
Organism: Dicentrarchus labrax (European seabass)
Lineage: Eukaryota; Metazoa; Chordata; Actinopteri; Moronidae
Product: syntaxin-4-like
Exons: 1
Coding region: 504-1130 (208 amino acids)
Biological process (GO): regulation of cell population proliferation
Cellular component (GO): nucleus
Molecular function (GO): DNA binding
Source: RefSeq, a predicted model, not a curated record
AACCAUCCGAGCAAGAGAAAGGGAGAAAGAGGGAAAUGAAGAGACCAGCUGGUAAGGGGAAUGGCAGCAGAGAGGCUGGAAGGACACAGAGUGCGCCAAACAGCAUCAGCAACGAGGAGACAGACCUGAUAUGUCUUGCCUCACUCUGCCUCGCUUGACUGAGCAGAGCUGAUUGAAGCAGAGCUCCAGAUGCCGGCGACGAAGCAAAACAGUCGAGCAGAGGACACGACAGCUUGCCAGCAUCAGCAGCAAAGAGGCAGGCUGCCCAAUCAUCAGCUGACAUGCUCAUGAGUUCAGCAGCCAAUGAGCUGCUGGGAGGCACUCAGAUGCAGAGACAGCACUAGCCUGGCUCAGAUCUCUUAUUAAUGAAUGGAGCAGUUCCCAGGCUGGAUCACUGCAUAUCGCCGCGCUCUCUGCUCGGCUGCUCUCUGCUCUGACACGGGGAAAAACAUCAACAUUGACAAUAAGGACAGCAGCAGUGUAGGAAGAUUUAAACAGUGGCCAUGAAGAGGCGACAAGGAAACACCCAUGAUGAGGACACAACCGAGGACAUGGCAGCAGCUAUUCAAAACAAGGAUCCACAUCCUGAUCUCCACCCACCAGAUUCACCUUCUCCAUCAUCAUCUUCUCCCCCUCUUCCUCCAUUAGCUAUGCCACCAUCUACAUCUGCCUCCGCUCUCCUGGCACUGGGUUCUCCAGCCACCCGGCGCUCCAUUUCCAUGGGAGACUUCCGAAGGGUGACAGGGGCUCUGCUAGCCGGUUCUGAACCCCCCUCCACCUCUGCCACAGCCCCCUCCUCCAAGCUUGUCACCCCCAGCUCCAGCAUGGAGUUUGAGGCAGCUCGACGGCGCCUUCUGGAGGUGGAGGAGCGCCAGCGUGUCAUCAGGGAGAUGGAGCGAAGGCUGGAGGAGCUCAGGGAGGUGUUUGUGCGUUCAGAGCAGGAGGUGGUGGUACAUGGGGAGCUGGUGUCACGGAUAUCUAGUGGAGCCCAGCAGGGAGAGCUGUAUGUUGCAGAGAACAGCCAGCGGCUGAAGAAAGGCCUGAGGUUCAAGAAACAUCGACCCACCAUCGUCUUCUCCUCCAUGCUGGGACUCCGCACGUGCCUCCCCUGGCCUGUGAAGCUCAAAUAAGACAGUAGAGGCUUGCAUUUCUACCAUCGCUUUAGAAAUGUGCUUUACAUUAGCAGGAAGAUAGACUUCCAUUCUUUAGAUAUCACUCACUGACACAACCUUUCUGCUCUUGUAUCCUGAGGCUGGUCCUCCAGGUCUUUAGAGUGCCUACAAUAAUCACAAAUGCUAGUAAAGAGCUUCCUGUAGUACAAUUCUGAGGAAAUUCUCUGGCUAGCAAACCAGUCAAGCCAGUACCAGUGCAAUGUGUACAGGAUGUCAUUAUGUCUUCAUUGUUUUCAAAGAUACUUUGCUGCUUGCAGUUCGGUGUGGUGUUGGACUUGCAUAGGAGAGAUUGUUCAUUGAUAGUCCAUGGUGCAUGGAUGAGUCAUUUUUCAGGUGAUGUGGGAGGAGAGGUUCAGACUGGCCUGUUAGGUAACAAGAGUCUUGCUGUAUGUCUCUGACCUUAUGCAGCAAUGAACGAAAAGCCAGUAAGCAUUAUGUAAUGUGAAACUUUUUUAGAGGAGGAAGAGGAAGAGAUGGGGUAAAGAGGGGAAAGGAAAAGAGACAGAGUAAAGGCGCUUAACGAUCUGCCUCUCAAACAUGUCACGAGUGAAGUGAAGGGCAGUGGAAGAGAAUCAGAGGUGAAGCUAUGAUACGGAUUGGUGCACUGUUACAUAAAACCAAGGAUGCGGUGAAGAGGCAGGAUAUGGAAAAGAGUCUGAAAAAGAGAAACUGCACAGAAGCGUGGGAUUUAGAUGGCUGAGACAUACACAGAAAACGUGCCUUGGCUUCUCCGUGACCACUCGUUCCACCACCACAACCUCUGUUUUUGGCAGCAUUAAACAGGGAAAAGCAGGAGAGUAGGAGAGGAGUUUGUGCUGGGAUGAUUCCACCUGUGGCCUCUUUUUAUCCAGUCACCUAGCAACCACUCAUCCCUCGAUCCUAAAUCCGCUUCCACAAACCUACAGAAUGUAUCCAGCAGAGCACUGUAACUAUAACACCACGAGACAGCUGUAGAGUUCCCCUGGAGGAUUUAGGAACUAAUAUUUCUGCUGCAUUUAUUUAAAUUAAUUCAGAACUGGCUAUGUAGUCAAAUAUAUUAUUGAUACAAGAUGUUGCUGAACCUGCUCAUUUAUUUAAUGAUUAGGGGUUGCACUUAAGUUAAGCCAUGCAUGCAUUAGCAAGGAAAGCCAAGAUAGGCCGUCACUGUUUGCUUCACUGUGUCUUGGUGUUAUAUGUGACAAUGGAAUGCUAUUCAGAGGUGUUACAAUGACACGCGUAUAGUGCAUAGUGUGCACAGUAACAGCCUCACUGAUAUCAUAAUCAGCUUUUUGUGGCGUAUAGGCACAUUAGACAAUAUGUCUUCAUUCAGGGUUUGUAUGUCAAUAUAAAACAGUUUGUUUAGGUAAUAGAUCAACCAGUAAUUGUGUUGUGAUCCUUCACAUGCACAGCAGUAUCUUUGUCCCAUACGCAGUGGAUGACCUGAUUUCUACAUAUAGAUCACACAGAUUUUUUGGCCUAAUUCUUCUCUUCCUUCCUCCUAUUUCUCUUCUCUUUAGAUUAGCAGUGACUAAGUAUCUCUUGUAUUCAUCUAUUCCACCAGUCCCUUGCUUCAGCUGUAUGCGUAGAAAGCAUAGCCAACACACCAGGGAUAUCUAUUUUUGGCUUUCGAAGGUUAUGGCAGAGAGGCAGGCAUUCAAUCACAGCACAGAAUUUGUUGUAAAAAGCACGUACAGCGAUGUGAGCACAUGCUAGUAUCUAUGUGUGCUAAUUUUCAAAAGAAUGGGAAGGGAUGACUGCAAGGGCAGAAUCUCUGAUAGUGCUUUGUUUGCUCCCCGAUUAUAAAUUACCUCAGCGAAGAACAAAGCACGGCUGUUUCCAAGAGAGGCACAUGGCUUGACUGUAUAAUUGCUUGAGUCAUCAUGUGCACUUAGAUAUUCCAGUUUUAAUUGCUCCCUAGUUGCAAAGAUAUGCACGAUUGGCACAUGUUCUUGCAUCAUUUAAGAUGCAUAAGCAAUGUCUCUUGGUCUCUGUCAAGUCAAAGGUGGCAGCAAAAAGCACUGAUGCAUUGCUCUGAGACAAAGGGGUCUAUAUCAGGAACUCUGCAGGCAAAGUGAGAAGAAAAAAACGUGAUGCAUGUAAAAUCAGAUGUGAAAAUUAAAUGCACAAGUUUAAUAAUGUAGGCUGAUGCACAUCAAAUAGAAUGAAGACAAUGGCUUUGGUUAUUUUCUAAUUUUGAUUAUAAGGGCUUAAAUGAUCUGUUUGUCUAAGUUGAUUAGGAGCACAGUUAAAGGGGCAAUUCACUGAUUUUACACAUGAUGGUCAUUGUGGAAAGGACCACAUACCACCUUUGAAAACAGUUGUAAAAUGUCCUCUGUGGUCUGAAAAAAAUAUGUUGACGGUCUAAUGAAAGAUUGUAUCCAGUAGUAUUAUGGGAAAUGUAGGAUCCAGCAUUUCUAGAGCUAUACUCUAAAAAUCAGGAUAUCUGCUGCUUUGAUUUUGAUCGUUAUUUUUUAAAAACUGUUCCUUAUGAGUCCUCCAACUUCAGGGAAGUACAGUACUAAAUAGCUGCCGUACCCUUUUAAGCAAAUACUAUGUUACUGAUUUAAUGUUCCUGUUGACGUACUCAGCUUUCAGAUUUCUGACAGCCACAAUGACUUUAUCAUUGAAUGCUGAUUGAUUCUAUAUAAGCAUUCCACAUGGCCACAAGGAAAGUACUGCUUGCCGUCUUUGUGCACAUCUAAACCAAACAAUAUUUAGCUAAGCCAGUUGCUAGCAGAAUGCUUGUGUAAAAAAAAAAGGGUCUAGUAGGCCUUAAACUGUAAUCAUGGUCCUAUGUAUAUAGCUAGAGUUAUAACUGAAUAUACAGCUGGCCUAUAUAUUGCUUUUCAUACGCCUUAUGCAGAGUUUGUGCAUUGGCAGUGACGAUAACGAUGGUGAUAGUACUGAUGAUGAAGGUGAUGGUAAACAGGUGAACUCAUGACCAUCAGAGACCUCAUCCAGAAACAUCAUUAUCUGGGCAGAAGAAAAAAAACAACAACUCACACACUGUUGUGAGACUGCACCUUUGUGUUUUUCUAUGAAUGAAAAAGAUUUCCCAAAGAUCUCUUGGCCCACUUGCAGAAUGAAUGUAAUGUUAAUUGUUACUCUUUGUGUUUACAGUAUAAUCACAUCUAUCUUGUUUGAACCUGUGGUUGGCAAUAAAUCCUCUUGUACUCAUUUUCAGGUCUUUUUACAGUUAAGGUCACAUGACUUUUGAUACAAGAGAUUUCAACCCAAACAAAUUAGUGUUUGGAACUACAAUUUCAGCUCUCACAGCCCUUUACUGACAAGCACAGGUCCAAAAACACAUUUCUGAUGUUUAUUUAUCCUCUGAAUUGUUUAAUAUUUUGUGUUUGUUUAAGUGAUGUGUGGUUUAGUAUGUAUUUAUGUUCUGGUGGAACAAGCACAGAACUUUAUAUUUUCCUUUAUAUCAGGUGUUUAUGACAUUUUAUUCACAGUAUGAUGAUAUUUUUGAUUGAGAGCUGUAUAUUCUACUACUUGUAUGAAUGUUCAAGUCGAAUUUUACUUGGAAAAUGUUGUAUGCUUAAUAGUAAUUGCAGGUUUGGAGUCAGUUUGCUUUCAGUUUUAAAUGUUAAAUGAAUCAACUAUUUGCAUAAUUACAGAGCCUUAAUUCCAAAACGUCUGACACAUUUAUGAUUAUGGGACCCUGUUCACAGGAAAGAAAAUCCACUUUCAAAAUGUAAUUGAAAACCAGCUGGAUUGGAAGUUAGUUGUCCCCAAACCUUUCUGAUAUACUAGAACUGCUUCUGAAAAGGCUUUUGCUUUCUGCUGCACAGUGAAAGAAUGAAUGUUCUGCUAUGUUUAACGCUUAAAUUUGCUACCACUUAAUUUCCUUGACACUAUCAUUUACUUGAGCACAGAGCUACAAUGUACAAGACUAAUAAAUGUUAAAAGAUAGAUUUCAUUUUAAGCAUUAUCAGGUUUUGUAAGAUAGACUGAAUUAUUAGAAUAAAAAGAACUAAAUGACUAAAA